Hevea brasiliensis (rubber tree) is the source of this 3485-nucleotide messenger RNA. RefSeq names its product serine/threonine-protein kinase KIPK2. Gene Ontology annotation, cellular component: cytoplasm; plasma membrane; nucleus. The coding region runs from base 332 to 3238 and encodes 968 amino acids. Gene Ontology annotation, biological process: protein phosphorylation. Lineage: Eukaryota; Viridiplantae; Streptophyta; Magnoliopsida; Malpighiales; Euphorbiaceae. Gene Ontology annotation, molecular function: protein serine/threonine kinase activity; ATP binding. The record is from RefSeq and is a predicted model, not a curated record. The transcript is spliced from 3 exons.
AGUUUUUAACCUGCUCUCUCUCUCUCUCUCUCUCUCUCUCUCUCUCCAUUUUGGCGUAGCUCUCGCUUCCCUCUCCUAUCCUAGGGUUUUUCCAAUCCCAAAUCUGAUUGAUUUUCCAUUUCGUUACCGGAUUCUCUCCCUUCAAUGUGCCUCCACUGCUCUUCUUUCAGGGCUUGGAUGUGGGCUUUCAAAGCGAGUGAAAGGAGCUCGCAGACUAUUCAUAGUUUAAGAUGUCUAUAUCAAAAACAGGUCUCGUGUAAACUUUAAGGGCUUUAUAGAACCUUUUGAACUGCUUCUGAACAAAUUUGGUGGAGUCUGAGCAGCUGUAUUAAUGGGGUCGUAUUCUCAUGGUCGCACUUGUGAAAUUGUUGAAGCAAGGGAAGAGCUGAAUUCAGCAGUACAUUCUAAGAGAACUUUUGAAUCUCAUUCUGGAUUAAAUGUGGGUGAUAAUGAAAGGGAGCCAUCUGUUCACAAACUGGGAUACAGGAAUUCUCUAGAAGAUGAUAUCAAUCAACUUUUUGAAGCUAUCAGUCUCAAAAACUCGUCCAAGGGACUGAUUCUUUCGAGUCAAGCAGGCCCAAGCUCAAGCCCUUUAAGGAAAAGUGCGAUGAAGAGGCCAAUAACAGUAGGUGUGCCUCAUUCCCCUAGAAUCGGAAAUUCUGAACAAGUGUCUCUGAAGCAGGCAUUAAGGGAGCUUUGCAUUUCUAAAGCAUCAGAGAUGGCUGCUAUGAAACGGUUAACAAAGUCGACUGGCUCUCCAGGACCAUCAGAAGCUGGAAGGAUAAAGAGUUUGUAUAAUUCAGUCGUAGUUGAAACUAGUGGGUCUGGGCUCCCAGUAGAUGAAGGACAGGGGACUGUGGUUGAGAUAUCCCUACUUCCAGAAGAAAGCAAAUCAAAAUCUUCUGAGAAGAUGCUUCAUCAACUUCAGCCGCCAAAGUCAUCAAACCCAAGUGGUUAUUCUUCUCCUCAGUCCCAAGUAUUCAAAUAUCCACACCAAAGUGCUCAUUCUUCUCCUCGAUUUGCUGUUCUAGCAACACAAACUGGUUCUGGGACAGCAUCUAUGGAGGAUGAGAUUGCGUCUGCAUCCAGAAAAGUUGGAACUCUGGCAUUAAAGUCACCAGACCAAAGCACUUUCUCUUCUCCUAGAUUCUCUGUACCAAAAAUGCAAAGUGAUAUUGGGACCACCUCAAUCCAGAAUGAGGUUGGUUCUUCAACAAGAAAAGUUGGAAGUCAAGCAACAAAGUCACCUUCCCAAAGUGUUCAUUCUUCUCCCCGGUUUGCUGUUCCAUUCACAAAAAGUGGUACUGGGACCACAUCACUGCAAAAUGAUAUAAAUUCUACAUCAACUAAAGCUGGAACUCAAGCAUUGGAGCCAGAAAUGGUUCAGAAAGAGAAAUGCAUGCCUGCAACUUCCUUAUCUUGUUCUGAUUCUGUCAACAAUAUGCCAGAUGAAGAUUUAAGUGUUUCCACUUCAACGAAGGUAGCAAGAAAGACAUCAACACCUCGAUCCAGCCGAAAAGGCAAGUUACACUCUCUUUCUUCUUCAGUUAAUGGAAGCAGAGUAAACAAGUUCACAAGAAAUACUCCACGAUUAGCAAAACCGGUUGUGAGGAACAAGAGUUAUGUUAAGAAGAAAAUAAAGCAGGGUACAGCUUCUGCUGCCUGCAUUUCUAAUGAAGCUAAUAAUAGCUUGGCUCCUAGCACAGUUCAGUUGGUUUGCCAGAAAUGUCAAUGUGCUUUAAGGAAUGUGACUGAGGAUUUAAAGCAGGACUCCCCACCUACUUUCUCUGCCAGUUUUAGUGCCGAAGUUAGCUCAAGCCAUGAUGCUGGUGCUGGUAAACCAGACUUCAGUUCAAGCAAUUGUAACAGAAACAGAUGCAUUGGGAAGGCAAAGAAGAAUUCAAAAUCAAAAGAGAAGGGGGAGUUCUCCCAAAGCUCAAAGAGUAGCCUUGGUGAAUAUAGCACAAGUACGAGCAACAGUGAUGAGAGCAAUGCAAGCAGGCCUAGCUGUUGCAACAGACCCCAUAUGUCGAAGGAUGUUAGGUGGGAAGUUAUUCGCCAUGUUAAGAUGCAGGAUAAAGUUUUAAGUUUGAGGCAUUUCAACAUCUUAAAAAAGCUUGGUUGUGGAGAUAUAGGAACUGUUUAUCUUGCUGAGCUAAUUGGUUCGAACUGCCUAUUUGCUAUAAAGGUCAUGGACAAUGAAUUUUUGGCAAGAAGGAAGAAGAUGCCAAGGGCUCAAACGGAAAGAGAGAUAUUGAGAAUGUUAGACCAUCCUUUUCUCCCCACACUGUAUGCCCAAUUCACAUCAGAUAAUUUGUCAUGUUUAGUUAUGGAGUACUGUCCAGGUGGAGAUCUGCAUGUCCUUAGGCAGAAGCAGCCUGGCGGGAGUUUCCCUGAACCAGCAGCCAGGUUUUAUGUCGCUGAAGUCCUUCUUGCUCUGGAGUACUUGCACAUGCUUGGAGUUAUCUACCGGGAUCUGAAACCAGAAAACAUUCUUGUUCGAGAGGAUGGCCACAUUAUGCUCACAGAUUUUGACCUCUCACUGAGAUGCAGUGUAAGUCCAACGCUCCUGAAAUCAACUGAUGCUGAUACUGCAAGAAUGUCUGGUCCGUGCACAGAAUCUAGCUGCAUUCAGCCUUUCUGCAUUGAGCCAUCAUGUCAAGUUCCAUGCUUCAGUCCUAGGUUUUCACCCGCUGCUGCAAAAACAAGGAAGUUAAAAGCUGAAAUGGCUUCUCAAACCAGGUCAUUGCCUCAGCUUGUGGCUGAACCUACUGAUGCACGUUCAAAUUCCUUUGUUGGGACCCAUGAAUACUUGGCCCCUGAGAUUAUCAAAGGAAAGGGUCAUGGAGCGGCAGUUGAUUGGUGGACGUUUGGUAUAUUUCUCUAUGAGCUUUUAUAUGGUAGAUCACCAUUUAAAGGUUCUUGUAAUGAAGAAACGCUAGACAAUGUGAUUUCGCAGAGCCUGAAGUUCCCUGACAGCCCACUUGUUAGUUUUCAGGCGAGGGAUCUCAUCUGGGGUCUGUUGGCAAAGGAUCCUGAGAAUCGUUUGGGAUCUGAGAAAGGAGCUGCUGAGAUCAAGCAACACCCUUUCUUCGAGGGCUUAAAUUGGGCACUAAUAAGAUGUGCCAUUCCACCUGAACUACCUGAAUAUUAUGAUUUUGGAGUUCCAUGCGAAAAUGGCAGCAACUAUUUGGAGUACAAAGCGACAGGAGAGCACCUUGAAUUCGAGCUGUUCUAAACAUGGUUUCUCUCCUUCCCUGUUGUAACUAUAAUGGAGCUUGUGAUGUAAAUUUGAUUAAGAACAUUGUGAUACGGCUGUUAUUUGUGAUUAAGAUAUGGCUUAACGGUGCCUAUUAUGGUCCGCUGCUCCAAAUGCAUGACUGGUGAGUGAUGACCCCUUCAGAUUUUGUCACAUCAAAUCAUUUAUUGAGCAACUCUCUCACUUGUACAUGUCUUUCCCUUCAAUCAACCUUUUAUUAGUUUUC